This is a messenger RNA of Misgurnus anguillicaudatus (oriental weatherfish), 4326 nucleotides long. NCBI's taxonomy places the organism in Eukaryota, Metazoa, Chordata, Actinopteri, Cypriniformes, Cobitidae. The record is from RefSeq and is a predicted model, not a curated record.
CCCGACACGACCUGUGAUGAAUUCGGUCUAACGCUACCAGAUGUUCACAUGUCAUUUCGAAUUUAGGAGAGAUCUGACAUGCAUGCUCAUCCCUUCUUCUAGCAUCCGCGUAUCUUUGAACAGCGAGGUGAAGGACAGCCGCCGCGCUCCCUCCGCCCUCCAUCACCCUCCGCUAUUGGCCAGCGCGCGCCGGGUUCAUUAUUUCUGUCUCUCGGAUGUGAGAGACUCGCCGCGCUCCCGCUCACUCGCACGCACUACGCGCGGAAGAGAGAGAUGCCACCGCGUUCCCCCGAAUGAGAUUCACGCGAAGUCGCGGACAAUCGCAGAACUUCAGGUUUAUCGCAACGGGAGGGACCUGUUAAUAAAACCGAGGAAAGCGAUGGCACAUGCAUGAGACCGUCCGAGCGGCUCCCCGGUUUAGUUGGGGACGCAGGCGAGCAGCGCAACGACGAUGGGACGCUUUGGGAAGAAGGCACGGUACACUUGCUUUGGCUUUCUCACAGUCCUCGUUCUCCUGAUGCCCAGUGCGAUGGCUCGAGGGUCACGUGAUGGUCUGUCUGCGAUGUCUGGAACACUGCCUCACUUCCUGCAGGAGCCUGAUGAUGCGUACAUUGUCAAGAGCAACCCCAUCAAGUUACGUUGCCGCGCACGACCCGCCCUCCAGAUCUUCUUUAAAUGCAACGGGGAGUGGGUGCAUCAGAACCAACACACAUCAUUGGAGCAUACGGAGCUGGGAACAGGGCUGAAGAUCCGUGAAGUGAUGAUAAAUGUGUCCAGACAACAGGUGGAGGACUUUCAUGGACCAGAGGACUUUUGGUGUCUGUGUGUAGCAUGGAGUCACUUGGGUACGUCCAAGAGUCGGAGAGCCACUGUCCGUAUUGCCUACCUGAGGAAGAAUUUUGAACAGGAGCCGCAGGGGUUGGAGGUGCCAAUCAACGGCAUGAUCGUUCUCCACUGCCGCCCACCAGAGGGAGUGCCUGCAGCUGAGGUGCAGUGGCUGAAGAACGAAGAACCGGUAAGUUCUCUAGACGAUGUCAACAUUGACACUCGAGCUGACCAUAAUUUGAUCAUCAAUGAAGCAAGGCUCUCCCACUCCGGAAACUACACCUGUUUGGCCAGCAAUGUCGUUGCUAGAAGACGUAGCGCAACUGCAUCUGUCAUUGUGUUUGUGAAUGGUGGGUGGUCAUCCUGGACUGACUGGUCAGAAUGUAACACUCGCUGUGGGAGAGGAGUUCAGAAGAGAACACGGACCUGCACUAACCCUGCACCGCUGAACGGAGGAGCUUUCUGUGAGGGAAUGUCUGUUCAGAAGAGCAGUUGUACCUCUCCCUGCCCAGUGGAUGGUGGCUGGGCAGAGUGGACCGAGUGGUCGGCAUGUAGCUCUGAAUGUGACAGACAGCGAACCAGGGAGUGUACGGACCCGGAGCCCAAACAUGGAGGUAGACUGUGCGACGGAGCCGCCCUAGAUACAGAUAACUGCACCGGAGACCUCUGCAUUCAAGAUAGGAAGCUGCUCCACGAUGUGAAGGUUCCUCAAGCUGAUAUGGAGACCAAUAAUGACGUGGCCCUGUACUCUGGUCUGGCUGCCGGUGUGGUUACUGUGGUCAUACUGGUCAUUGCAGUAAUGCUGUACAGGCGAAACCAAAGCGAGUACGGCGUUGAUGUUAUCGACUCGUCUGCGCUGACCGGAGGAUUCCAGUCUUUCAGCUUUAAAAGUGCCAGGCAAGGCAACCCUCUGUUAAUGAACUCAUCCAUGCAGCCCGAUCUGACCGUAUCACGGACUUACACAGGCCCCAUUUGUUUUCCCGACUCCAUGGAGAAGGAGCUUAUCCCCGAACCGGCACUGUUUGACCCUCUCCCUGACCUCAAGGUCAAAGUUCACAGCUCCUUCAUGGUGUCCCUGGGUGUGUCAGAGAGGGCGGAGUACCAUGCAAAAGCCCCUUCCCAAACUUUUCCUCGUGGCGUGGUACAGGAGGUCGGAGGAGGAGGUGGUACGCUGGGCGGGAGGGGGAGGAGUCAGCUCGCUCCCGCCCAGCCAGCGCUGAUCACCAGUAUGUCAAGCGGCAAACGACCACUCAGGGCCAGCGGGGUGUUCGGGCACGGCGGAGGGCGACUGGUGGUGCCUAAUACAGGUGUGAGUUUGCUGGUGCCACAGGGCGCGAUCGAAGAGGACACAACCUGGGAACUGUACAUAAGCAUUAGCCAGCAGGACUCCAGUUCUUUGUCUGAUGAAGGUCAGGAAAUUCUGCUGAGUCCAGAGGUAACAUAUGGCCCACCUGGCCUGAGCCUUUCCUGUCCUGCUGCUCUGACGAUAGCCCACUGUGCAGAUGUGAGUUCAGAAGACUGGAGUAUUAAGCUUAAGAGACAGACCCAGGACAACAGCUGGGAGGAGGUGAUGGCUGUGGAUUCAGAGAGCACCUGUUGUUACUGCCUGUUGGACACUCAGUGCUGCCACCUGUUGGUGGAGAGAGCAGGGUGUUAUGCUUUAGUUGGAGAGGCUCUCACACAGGCAGCUGGGAAGAGAAUCCGACUGGCUGCGUUUGGAAACAUGGAGCCAAACUUUCUCAACUAUAGCAUUCGAGUGUACUGUGUGGACGACACGCCCCACUCCUUUCAGGAGGUGGUAUCAGUGGAGCGAGGCCGAGGUGGCCGCCUCCUGGAGGAACCCAAGACCCUGCUCUUCAGAGCGAACUCUUUUAGUCUGCAGGUCUCCAUCCAGGACAUCCCACAGUUCCUCUGGAGCAUCAAACCUUUCACCACCUGCCAGGAAUUCACGUUCUCUCAGGUGUGGUGUAGUAACCAGACUCCUCUGCAGUGUGCCUUUUCUCUGGAGCGCUACAGUCCAGCAGCCAAUCAGCUCUCCUGUAAGAUCAGUGUUCGGCAGGUCAAAGGUCAUGAGCAGAUCCUACAAGUCUACACCACCAUUGCCGAGAGUGAAAAAGACACAGUGCCAUUCUUCACACAGUCAGACUGUACCAUCACCUCCCAGACGGGGUCCAGGGCCUUUAAAAUCCCCCUGUCCAUACGGCAGCGGAUCUGUGCCACGUUUGACACGGCCAACGCCAAGGGCAAAGACUGGCAGCUUUUAGCACAGAAACUGCACAUAGACAGGAAUCUGGGUUAUUUCGCAUGCCAGGCGAGCCCAUCUGCUGUUAUUCUGAGUUUAUGGGAAGCCCAGCAUCAGGACAGAGGCGAUCUGGACUCUUUGGCCAGCGCUUUGGAGGAAAUCGGUAAAGUUCACUCCAAACACUCAACCAGCGUGGACACUCUGGACCGGAUCAGCAAAACUACUGACCCUACCAUAAACCGCAGCAAUGAGGAACUAAACACGGACCACACCUAAAAACUUUAUCCUUUGGAAACGAGGAGCUCAUUGCUGAGAGGAGAGGGUGUAUCGUAGGGAGAGGGGAGGUUGCCCCACCCUUUCAAACGGUUGCUCCUCCCCCUUUUUGACUGACAAAACAGGGUGUUACAAAUGGGACGUGACCAAAUAGACAAGCUACAGUGAUGCACAGAAACUUUCUCACACGCACAUAUCCACACAAUAUUCUUAUAAGUUACUCAUAAAUGCAUCAGAACAAACUAAAAACGUACACUAAGCCUAAUUUUGCAGCUAAAGAUUGUGGGUGUGCUUCGCGAUAUUAUUGGUUCGGUAGAGAUUAAAUGAAUGAGGCUUAGUUAGCACCCUAAGUCUUGACUUGCUUGGGCAUCUUGAACUGUGUGACCAGACCGGGCUGCCUCGAAUGUGUUGUCGUUGUUGUGGGACACUUUUUUGCAUCUUUCUGUUUAAAUACCAAAACGGUUGUCUGCAUUUCUGAGAUACUUUCUGAUUGCAAUUAGAUUAAAAAGAGAAAAAUCUGCUGUACUAUUGUUUACCAUUCAAGCCUGGAUAGCUACUCAAAGAUAAGCAAACAACAAAAAUGACUUACCUAUCAAAAGAUGAGAAAAAACACAUUAAAAAAUGCUUUCAGAAAGUGUGAAUUGAGGUAUAAUAGAAAAUGAUUAUAAAGUAUCUCAACAUGACAAAUGAUGGACAACUGUGUGUCAUAGAUUUUAAAUCCGAAGUCCUUUAUUGCAAAACUCUGCGAAAUCAAUCAAUCAAUCAUAUUUUGACAGUAACCUGUGGUGGUUUCAUGUGAUAUCACCUGCCCAUGGGUAAUUUUUCACCUUUUUGUAGAUUUUGUUUUAUCUGAAUACAUCCAGUACCCGAUUUUGACCUCAUGCUGUCCACAAGGGAUUAAAACUGACAAAACACCUUUUUUUAAAACGCACAAUAUGCUAAUAUGUUCAUACACAGACAUACAUAAUAAAAGGCAUUAUGUAAAA